UCGGCUCGGCUCGGCUCGGCUCGGCUCGGCUCGCUCGGCUCCAUCGCCGUCCGGCAGCGGAGCGGCCCCCGGGGGACGCGCCUCCUUGUCACCUUCAGCGGGGCUGGCCCGGCCGGGAGGCGCGGCGGCACCGCCAUGGUGCUCAUCAAGGAAUACCGCGUUAUCCUGCCUGUGUCUGUGGAGGAGUAUCAAGUGGGGCAGCUGUAUUCUGUGGCAGAAGCCAGUAAAAAUGAAACUGGAGGCGGCGAAGGAGUGGAGGUCCUGGUGAACGAACCCUACGAAAGAGAUGGAGAGCGUGGGCAGUACACACACAAGAUCUACCACUUACAGAGCAAGGUGCCAACAUUUGUGAGAAUGCUGGCCCCUGAAGGAGCUCUGAAUAUACAUGAAAAAGCAUGGAAUGCCUAUCCCUACUGCAGAACUGUUAUUACAAAUGAGUAUAUGAAGGAUGACUUCCUGAUCAAAAUUGAAACCUGGCAUAAAUCAGAUCUUGGAACACAAGAGAAUGUCCAUAAACUGGAGCCAGAGGUAUGGAAGAGUGUAGAAGCCAUUUAUAUAGACAUUGCUGAUCGGAGUCAAGUACUUCCCAAGGAUUACAAGGCAGAAGAAGAUCCAGCAAAAUUUAAGUCUGUCAAGACUGGACGUGGACCUCUGGGUCCCAACUGGAAGAAGGACCUGGGGAAACAGUCAGAUUGUCCAUACAUGUGUGCUUACAAGCUGGUAACAGUCAAGUUCAAGUGGUGGGGCCUGCAAAAUAAAGUUGAGAACUUUAUACAGAAGCAAGAAAAGCGUCUCUUCACAAACUUCCAUCGGCAGCUCUUUUGCUGGCUUGAUAAGUGGGUUGAUCUGACUAUGGAGGACAUUCGUAGGAUGGAGGAGGAGACCAAGAGACAGCUGGAUGAGAUGAGAGAAAAAGAUCCAGUGAAAGGAAUGUCGGCUGCAGAUGACUAAUAUGACUCCUUCCUUGUGCACUUUUCAAGACAGUCAUCAGGAAGGCCCAGGGAAUCCACACUCUUGACUGACGGACCAUCUCUGGAUCAAGCCUUUCUCUAUCCAAUCGGCAGGCGAUUUUAAACCUCCCAUAGCUAAUUCUAGAUGCCCCUUAAUAUUGUGAGCAAAUAGACCGUCUGGUACUAAGCACUCCAGUGUUAGCACGUGUAUCCCAAGGAGGCAGCUCCUCGGAGACGUGUGACUUAGAGAUCGCUGUAUUUACAACUCCUCCCUCCUCUUUUUUUCAUUGUGUUCAGACCAACUUCCAUGUGGCCCUGUUUGAUUUCCAAGUGACAUUUUUAGCUGAAAUAGUCUUGUGAUGUGGUGACUUAGAUUUUUUCUUUUUUUUUUUUUUUUUUUUAUUUUUUUUUCCCAUGUGGGAUAAACUGCCACCUUUGUUUCUGCCCAGCCCUUCACCGUUCUUUGAAUGUCUGUUUGGAGAGGGAAACUUGUCAGUAUUUUAGAGUGCAAAAUGAUUCCACAAAAUGCUCUGCUUUGGCUCUUGCUCCCAGGGGGAGAUAUUUAAUGGUGGGUAAUCUGAAUACAUAAUGAGUAGCAGCCAGAGAGAGUUCUUGGUCUGUGAUGAGUUGUGAUCCAUGGCUCCUGCCUGGCAUUACUUUGUUCUGUCUUAGCAUCCAUGAAUUAAAGACUGCCCAGGAGCUGUGAUCAGCAUCCCCAUGCUGGGACCUUCAGCACUUCCCUGUUGAGUUUCAACU
Lepidothrix coronata (blue-crowned manakin) is the source of this 1706-nucleotide messenger RNA. RefSeq names its product phosphatidylinositol transfer protein alpha (gene PITPNA). NCBI's taxonomy places the organism in Eukaryota, Metazoa, Chordata, Aves, Passeriformes, Pipridae. Gene Ontology annotation, cellular component: cytoplasm. The transcript is spliced from 12 exons. Gene Ontology annotation, biological process: phospholipid transport. Gene Ontology annotation, molecular function: phosphatidylcholine intramembrane carrier activity; phosphatidylcholine binding; phosphatidylinositol transfer activity. Bases 136 to 951 code for a protein of 271 amino acids. The record is from RefSeq and is a predicted model, not a curated record.